Messenger RNA from Gongylonema pulchrum, 567 nucleotides. Lineage: Eukaryota; Metazoa; Nematoda; Chromadorea; Rhabditida; Gongylonematidae. The record is from the annotation of a GenBank genome assembly.
AUGCAAAAAAGCAUUGGUUUGGCGCAGCCAAGGGUUCUGUGUACAUACAAAUCAUGGAAUAUCUCAUUCAGUGAUUUAGAGGCGGAUGCCAAAGCAUUGCUGCAAAAAAUUGAUGAAUUGGAGCAGCAGAAGCUGAAAGUGUCGGAGAAAGUGAUACAGCUGGUGCAGCGACGAACCGAGUACCCGUCCAUUCUCGCCGGGCACCUCGCAAAACGAGAGCAACAUCGCCUUACCAGAACAAGAGAUGCCCCUUUGGAGUUGCCAAAAUUGGAGGACGGUGAAGAACGGGAGAAACUGCUCGCGAGUAUCCUCAAAAUGAAGGAAUUUGAGGAAGAGAACAAGCGGCUUACUCAUCAACUCGAAACGAGAGAUGCCCCUUUGGAGUUGCCAAAAUUGGAGGACAGUGAAGAACGGGAGAAGCUGCUCGCGAGUAUCCUCAAAAUGAAGGAAUUUGAGGAAGAGAACAAGCGGCUUGCUCAUCACCUCGAAACGCUGAACAACGAAAACGAGGAGCAUGCCAGGAAGCUAAGUGAGCGCGAGAAGGAAUUUAGGGAUAUUUUUUCUUAA